CUUCGUUCAUCCAAAUCACAGGGUUCAAGCAGGAACUUUACAACCUUCUUUUUUUCGUCACACGUAUAGUCUUCUCCUCCAGGGACGUUAUAAAGAACCCCCUCUCUCUGUUAUACAACCUAUAAAAUAAACCACAUCUCUCAUCCAUCGCAUCAUCGGUGACAUCAUCCCGACAUUCCAUUUUACAGAGAGCCACCAAGUCUUGUCAGCAACACGAUUGCUUUUUACCUGGUGGAUUCAGUCUAUUCCUCGAUCGUCCAGUAUGAGUAACAACAACAAUAAUAACGCACCAACCAACAACACAACAGGCUCAACUACAGGCAGUAUAACAACUACGAGCGAUGCUGGAGCCGGCAUUGGUGGUGUAAACACUUCUCCUUUAUCUAACACUGAGGAGCACGUUGCACACGGGAACUCCUUUGCCAUUGUCGAUUCGGCUCAGCGCAUCAAGUCUGAACUCACUUGGUAUCAGCUCGUCCAUGCGGAAAUUAUAGCGGUUACUAGCGCUAUGCGCAAGAAUGCCCGCUGGUCUGGUAUGAAUGUGAAUGGAUUGAAUAUGGGUGGUCUCGGAAUGAGUAUGGGAUUACGCAAAGGUCAGGCAAAUGCAAAAGAGCCUCAUACGCGGAAUCAGGAAAACCCAUUAAUGAAAGGAUUCACCAACUUGAGAGAAUACCUGGGAACUUUGGAAGAUGUUAGCGAGUUGGAUGCCCUGGUGUUAUUGAAUCCAUUCCUUGAAGUUAUCCGAUCUGGAAAUACCACGGGUCCUAUUGCAGGAACUGCUUUAGGCAGCAUUGAAAAAUUUCUGCAUUAUGGGAUUGUCGGUCUACAAAAUCCAAGCGUUGCAUUUGCCAUGAACGCACUAUCUUCAGCAGCAACGCACUGUAAAUUCGAAGCUUCAGAUGCAGCAUCAGACGAAUUAGUACUACUGAGAAUGUUACAAGUUCUACAAAUGGCGUUGACGAGCGAGUGUGGACAAGUUCUUAGUGAUGAGGCUGUGUGCGAAAUGAUGGAGACAGGCUUGAGCAUGUGCUGCCAGAUGCGUUUGAGCGAAAUGCUACGACGAUCUGCAGAGCACGUGAUGAUAAAUAUGGUUAUAUCCAUUUUUGAAAGAUUGAAAACGCUAGAGGAGGAAUGGGUAUAUAUUGAAUCGCCAAAGGAGACGACGACCCACACAACAGUAGCAGCAGCAGCAACAGUGGAAAAGGAGGGUCAGAAGAAUAGUCAUUCUCCGGCUGCACCUCACAUGAGCACACCACGUACAUCACCGUCACCAACACCGUCAGGUGCAAAACAGCAACAGACUGAACCAUCAGAAUCGCAGGAUGGCGAGGCAGCAGAUGGCGUCACGACUGAGUUUGGUGUGGUAGAGCGUGACAGCACCGGGGAUACGAAUGAUGCGGCAGCAGCGAAAUCUACUGGCUCGACAGAUCAGCAAAGUCAAAGUGAUGACCAGGUUGUUGAGAAGGGGGCAGAAAAUACCGAAAGCACAGGACCAGCGCCACUGAAACCAUAUGGUCUGCCAGCGAUUCGGGAGCUUCUCCGCGUAUUGAUUUCACUUCUCAAUCCACACGAACACAAACACACUGAUUCAAUGCGACUGAUGGCUUUAAGUAUCCUGAAUGUCGCUUUCGAAGUUGGAGGAAAAAGUAUCAGCCGAUUCGAAACGCUGCGGAUCCUUGUUGCGGACGAGUUUUGCAAAUAUUUAUUCCAGCUUGCCAAGACCGACACAACUCCAUUACUUACAUUGACGCUACGUGUUAUUUCGACAGUAAUUGACACGAUGCGGCCUCACUUGAAGCUUCAGCAAGAACUAUUCUUAUUCUUCUUGAUUGAACGCCUAUCUCCAAGCAGCGGUGCAGGGAGUCGAGGUAUGGUGAUUGAUGUGGACGAGGAAGGCACGAUUUCACUGGUCCCAUCAUCGACGAGUAAAGAUACAGCUGCAAGUGGAGAGAAAGCAGCCGCCGCAAAAAGUCAUGUUGACGUUCGCAGUGGGUCACCCAGUGUCUAUGCCAGAUCAGGUAAAAACAAUGGAUCUGAGUAUGCCAUGGUAUCGCCUGAAGUGCGAGAGCUGCUGCUGGAAUGUCUGUUACAGUGUGCAAGGAUACCCACGUUCAUGGUUGACCUUUGGUUCAACUAUGAUUGCGACCUGUCAUGUGGCGAUUUAUUCGAGGAAAUUAUUCAGUUUUUGAGCAAGAACUCGUUCCCUGAUCCUCAAGGAUUUUCUGGCUUUGAUUCACAUACUCUUUGCCUCGAUACAUUACUUAUGUUUAUCGACCAAUUGGUCGAACGAAUUGACCAUGGCACAGAGCUUAGCAACGAUCUGACAUCAUCAGAUGUACUUUUAGAGCUCAAAUCAAGAAAGCGACUAGUGCUCAAGGGUGCCAGUCUGUUCAAUGAAAGUCCAAAGAAGGGUAUCAAAUUCCUCAUAGACAACGGAGUCAUUGAAGCCGACAAAGACGGAGAUACCACAGAAAGUCUGGCAGAAUUCUUGCGAUCAACUCAACAACUCAACAAGAAGAGUCUUGGUGAAUAUCUUGGAAAGCCGGAUAAACUUCCCUUACUACAAGUGUUUAUGCGACAAUUUGAAUUUGCUGGUAAACGUAUGGAUGAAGCUCUUCGCGUGGUUCUCGAAACCUUCCGUCUACCUGGUGAAUCGCAGCAAAUCAUGCGUGUUACCGAUACCUUUGCUGAAGUUUUCUUUGAGUCCAAUCCUACUGAGAUUGCUAAUCCUGAAGCAGCUCAGUUGUUGGCCUACUCGAUUAUUUUGUUGAAUACCGACCAGCAUAAUCCACAGAUCAGACGCCGUAUGACUUUGGAAGAUUAUAUGCGAAACCUGCGAGGUGUUAAUGAUGGCAAGGACUUUCCCAAAGAACAUUUGCAAGAAAUAUAUGAGUGUAUCAAACACGACGAAAUUGUCAUGCCAGAAGAACAUGAGGGACAGCUCGGAUUUAAUUAUGCUUGGAAACAGCUAUUGCAGCGAUCAAAGUCAUCUGGUCCAUUUGUUGUCUGCGAUACUGCAGCAUACGACAAGAAUAUUUUCCAGUUGGCUUGGAAACCAGCUUUGGCUGCUAUCGCCUAUGCAUUCGACACUGCUCAAGACGAUGCCACCUUACAAAAGGCCAUAUCCGGCUUCCAUCAAUGCGCCAUGCUAGCUUCCCACUUUAAGUUAUAUGAAGUAUUCGAUGCUAUCGUCGUCAACUUGGCGAACAUGACUGGCUUGCUGGAAGAAAGUAAUUCACGCAACAUGGUUCCUGAUCCGAUUGUGGACGUUGCCGGUCAGAAAUAUGUUGUAAGCCAUUUGGCCGUACGAUUUGGUAGAAACUACAAAGGACAAUUGGCUGCUGUUGUAGCAUUUGCUGUUGUCACGCGACAUGGCAACUCGAUGCGAAAAGGAUGGGGAAAGAUCCUCGAGAUCAUUCGCAACCUAUUUAUCAACUCACUGUUGCCUGGCUCUAUGCUCCAAGUGGAAGAUUUCUUGUCCGGAACCACAAGUAUUCCGUUGAAACCUAAAACGCCCCCACCUUCCAAACAACAAAAUCGUCGAGACGGAUCGCUGUUAUCAACACUGUCGUCCUACCUAUUAUCACCCUAUUCUAAUGAUGAAGGAUAUAGAGCAGAUCCAACAGAAGAUGAAAUCGAAAGCACAAUGUGUGCAGUAGAUUGUGUAACGGCAUGCAAGCUUGAAGAACUCUUUUCAGAUAUGAGCUCAUUAGAUCUGGACCCGCUCAAGUCUCUCUUGACAUCAAUGCAAGAAGUUGGAUACGACUUCAAAGCCAUUGAAGAAACAAAGGGAAGUAUUCCCUACAACCCAGUAACGGUCCUGUUUCUCGAAUUCAUGGUGACCGUUGCAGUGCGAAAUCAAGAACGGAUAGAAAUAGUUUGGCCAUAUGCAGUAGAUUACAUAUUCGGUGUACUUAAGCAUGCAGACAAACAGAGUGUCUUGGUCGUCGAACGAACAGUGGUUGCCUUGUUACGACUAUGCAUUUGUUUCUCAGGGAAAGAACACAUGCAAGAAGACAUUCUCAAGUGCCUCAAGGUCCUGCGAGAUUUCCCACCAGCAGUAACCCUUGCUGUAGCCGAGCAAAUGAUGGCUGGUAUAUACAGUCUUUCGAACGCCAACUCGGAGAACCUAAAUAAUUUGGAAUUUGUAGAUACAAUUUUGGAAAUCAAGCAGAAAGUUGCUAGUGCAAUGUGAUGUGAUAGAUCGAUUUCCUAAAGCCCUGCCUUCUUCCCUCUAUAAGACAUUCUUAUCAUCUCCCCUUCCUCCUCUCUUUCUUUUACCCUGUCCUUCCACAGAACAAAGCUUUCUACCGAUUUACAUACAUCCAUUUACACAACAAGAAAAUUUCAUUUUUAUAUAUCAUAAUAUAAAUAUAUACAUUACACACACCCUUCCUACUUGUUAUUAUAUCAAUAAUGGCUUAUAUUCU
Messenger RNA from Zychaea mexicana, 4430 nucleotides. RefSeq lists its product as uncharacterized. The transcript has 22 exons. The record is from RefSeq and is a predicted model, not a curated record. Lineage: Eukaryota; Fungi; Mucoromycota; Mucoromycetes; Mucorales; Lichtheimiaceae. Bases 263 to 4195 code for a protein of 1310 amino acids. Gene Ontology annotation, biological process: regulation of ARF protein signal transduction. Gene Ontology annotation, molecular function: guanyl-nucleotide exchange factor activity.